GAUGGACCCAGGACGACCCAUCCUGCUUGGUAGAGCAGUUCUGUCCUGAGUACAACGAGUGGAGAACAGCGGCACGCAUGGUCAACAACCGUGGCAGUGUGGCUGUGGGCAAUCUGGAUGGCAAGAUCUAUACAGUGGGUGGAGAAGAUAACGUCCGAUGUUACAGCAGUGUGGAGAGGUACAGCCCAGACAAAGACAGCUGGAGUACAGAUGUAGCACCCUUGAGCAGCCCCCGCAGCGGCGUGUGUCUGGUGGCGAUGGACGGAUACCUAUUUGCUAUUGGAGGACACGAUGGCAUCACUGCUAUGAAUACUGUGGAGAGGUACGAUCCAAAAAUGAACAUGUGGAGCAAACAGGCAGCGAUGCUGACCAGACGCACCAGAGCAGUGGCUGCUGUGCUGGGGGGUCACCUGUAUGUGAUCGGAGGGAAUGACGGUGACAUGGCUCUGCGCUCAGUUGAGCGCUACAGCCCUGUAGAUGGUACCUGGUCGAUAUGCGCUCACAUGCUGAGUCCCAGGGAGAACGCCGGCUGCACCGUGUACCUGGGACGCAUCUAUGUGGCCGGGGGCAAAGACGAGCUCAACCUGGAGCUCUGCGCUGCUGAGAGGUUUGACCCCGACACCAUGAGGUGGUCGCCCGUGAAACGCAUGAGGAACAAGAGGAACAACACGUCCCUUGUAGUUUUCAAUGGUGCCUUGCUGGCUGUGGGAGGCUCUGAUGGUGUCACCAACCUGAAAACAAUAGAAGUUUACAGCCAUGAAACCAACACAUGGAGACACUUUGGAAGCAUGAAGAGCAAGCAUCCGGGAGGGAGAGUGGCUCUGCUGUGCUGAGACUAGACAAUGUUCAUAUUAUAUGAACAUGAAGGAAAAAAAAAAAAGGUGUUAGAGAGAAAUAGCCCUAAUGGAUGUACGCCGGGCUCCAGGACACAUUGUGAUAUGGUUUAAGUAAGGCAGCAUAAUGACUGAAUAAUUAAGGAGUUCACUCCAAAACGAGACAUGCCUGCAUUAGUUGAAGCUGGCAACCGCUGUUACAAAACGACUGUGAGCAUUACAGCACAUUAUAGGCUACCAGGUUACCAUUAAAUUUACUGGUCUUUUUUAUGUCUCUACCUUACAAAGCAGAAAUAUUCUAUUCAGAUUAAUCAGUGGCAAAUACAUUUCAGGUUGCCUAUGAGCAGAUCAAGUUUUGGAUUGACAGCCUUCAAAUACAGAAUGAAUUUGGCACUGACCUUAUAUUUGCACAAAGAUAAUCAGAAUGUGAAACAGGACAAAGUGAUCUAGUGUUUUAAGGGAUAGUACAUAAGUACCACUUGUAAAUAUUGAGAUGUGAUACUCAGUCAUCAUUGUACUGAUUAAUGUGGCGCAACAGGCAUGAGGCAAAGACAUGAAAUGAAUGUUAACGUGGAUUUAAUGCAGGUAAUUAGUUUAAGAAGGUUCAGGAUUUGGAUGUGAAAGAAAUACUUAUACAGUAGCUAGGAUGACUGCAUGAAAGUAGUCAUUUUAGCCUUUAUAUAUUGUACGAUGCUUUGAAGGUGAAAAACUCAGGUGGCUGUUGGAAGUGUAAAAGGUGUACUGAAUGUUAAACCGACCACGGAUCCUUUAAAUAGGGAUAUUGAAGAAAAAAAUAUGUUGUACGGGAACCUUCUUUAAUCGCUUCAGUCAGUUUGAGACAUAAUUUUAGUCUUUCUUAAUUCAUUUCUUAAUUUCUUUCUUUUUUUCUUUUCUUUCUAUGUAGAUGUAAAUCAUAUGACACAUUAUGUGUGUGCCUCAGCUCCUGUGAAAUUCUGUGUUGCCGUUGCACUGCAAAUGACCCACAGCAGUAGAGUGUAAACAAAUUUCAUCAUAAUUCAUCGUUUAGCUUGUGUAAACAUGACGAAAUGGGAUGGAAAAAUAACCAAAUCAGCUGGAUCAAGUUAUGGAGAAGAAAUCUCGUUGGGACUAAAGAUCCUGGGUGAAAUAAGCCAAUGAGUGAAAUCUGACUGCUGGCAUGGGAAAGCAUAAGUAGCUGUGUGGGCUUUAAAAUGAUGACGCUCAGAGCUCUUUCCCCUGGAGAAUAAUAGGCUGAAAUGUGGAGAGGCUGAGCACAAGGAACGCACGUAGAGCAACACGGAUUUUCCGGAGAGACACACAGCAGCCAGCUCCGUCUCUCCCACCAGUCCCUCUGCGCACAUAAAAAUGAAUAUCUUUUUCAAUUUGAGAGGAACAGUUGUGAGGCAAAUAGCAGAAGACAGAGCUCUUCCAGGUAUGUUUUAACAGAAAAAUAAUAUGUGUUGCCUAUUGUGAUAUUGUGAAGAAGACUUUGCAUGUUGUGUUGAUUCCAUCACUGCUGUUGGAUUUUGUGAAGUUAUGAGAAAUUGAAUAAAUAAUAAUCUGGG
Seriola aureovittata is the source of this 2377-nucleotide messenger RNA. Its product is annotated as kelch-like protein 20. Gene Ontology annotation, molecular function: protein binding. The transcript has 6 exons. Lineage: Eukaryota; Metazoa; Chordata; Actinopteri; Carangiformes; Carangidae. The record is from RefSeq and is a predicted model, not a curated record. Bases 78 to 833 code for a protein of 251 amino acids.